Dioszegia hungarica is the source of this 1335-nucleotide messenger RNA. RefSeq names its product putative minor histocompatibility antigen h13. Gene Ontology annotation, cellular component: lumenal side of endoplasmic reticulum membrane; cytoplasmic side of endoplasmic reticulum membrane; membrane. Gene Ontology annotation, biological process: membrane protein proteolysis. NCBI's taxonomy places the organism in Eukaryota, Fungi, Basidiomycota, Tremellomycetes, Tremellales, Bulleribasidiaceae. The transcript is spliced from 7 exons. Gene Ontology annotation, molecular function: aspartic endopeptidase activity, intramembrane cleaving. The record is from RefSeq and is a predicted model, not a curated record. Bases 1 to 1335 code for a protein of 444 amino acids.
AUGGUCGACUCUGGAAUGAUAUGGACGUACGGUCUCCUCACUGUCCAAGCGAUCGCGCCGAUCAUUCUCGGCUCUUUCAAGUCGCUAAAAACGCCUGCAUCCGUCCGCGCUCGCAGAAAAGCCCGGAAAUCCCCUUCGGCCAUCCCCUCCGGCGACUCAGACACAGAGGACGAGGACGAUCUCGACGCCGAUGCCGAGCUGGACGAGACACUCACUUGGGGAGAUACGCUUCUUUUCCCAGUCAUGGGUAGCGUGGCGCUGCUAGGGUUCUAUAUGGUCUUGAAGUAUGUGGGGAAGGAGUGGAUCAAUCUGAUCUUGGGGGUAUACUUUUCUGGAGCCGGAAUGUUCGCUAUGCACUCUACUUUCGAUACCCUCAUCUCCUUCUUCCUCCGCACAGUCGGCAUCAAGCCCGCUAAAUAUCACUUCCGCGUGUCCUCCAAGCUAAGGCAGGUCUUCCACGCCUCAUUCACACUCCCCUCGCUCCUCCUCAUUCCCCUCUCGAUCGCCCUUCCGGCGCUCUACAUUCCCCUCGGCCGACCUUAUGUCCUCUCCAACCUCAUCGCGCUCUCGUUGAGCACGGCCACUCUCCAGCUCCUCAAGCUCGACUCGUUUCUCACUGCCGGUGUCCUCCUCGGCGCUUUGCUAGUCUAUGACAUCUUCUGGGUCUUUGCCACUCCCGUGAUGGUCACAGUAGCCAAAGGGCUCGACGCACCUAUAAAACUCCUCGCCCCUCGUCCGUCUACCGGUACCGUCACAGACUUCGCCAUGCUGGGACUGGGCGACGUCGUCGUUCCGGGUCUCAUGGUUGCUCUUUGCCUUCGUUUCGAUCUGGCUCAGUAUGCCCGACGGCAUCCCGGAAAGGACGUCGGGCCGAGGAGCAGCUUCAGCAGGCCAUAUUUCUGGACUGGAGUGUUCAGCUACCUGCUGGGUCUGGCGAUUACGAUGAGCGUCAUGACGUAUUUCAAGAGGGCGCAGCCGGCGUUGCUGUACCUUUCGCCUGCGUGCAUCCUCGGGCCGUUCCUCCUUGCUCUUGUCCGUGGCGAGAUUGCCGAUCUCUGGGCAUACAAAGAAGGCGCGGAGGAUUCGAAGUCGAUAGUGGACGAGACGAUCGAGCGCGGGUCCGAGAUUGCUCAGAAGGCACGGGCGGAGGCGAGGGCAAAAGCUGCUGCGCUGGCAGAUGGGGUCUCUGGCGGGGAAGGGGAAGAUAAAGCGAGCGGAGCGGAAGGGGAGGAGCAGGACGGGGCAGUCGAGGGAGAUGAUAGCUGGAUGGAGGGCGGAGUAGCUGGGAGUGGGCAAGAGGGGAAGGCGAGAAAGAGGCGGACAAAGAAGAAGUAG